This is a messenger RNA of Diversispora eburnea, 228 nucleotides long. The record is from the annotation of a GenBank genome assembly. NCBI's taxonomy places the organism in Eukaryota, Fungi, Glomeromycota, Glomeromycetes, Diversisporales, Diversisporaceae.
AUGAAAAUUUUCGAAUUUAAAUCAUCUCCUCAAUAUCCAUCAUCCCAAUCCACUACCACCACUUCAUCAUUAUCAUCACCCAGUAGAAGACCUCGUUUGACUUGGACUAAAGAAGAAGAAGCAGCUUUGUUUAACGUUAUUAAUUCAGUGUUGGCAGGACAAAGAAAUGGUGUUUCACAAAAAAAUCUCAUAUUAAAAGUUUGCGGAACGAAUGCUAAACAUCUUUAA